AAUUUAAGAUUAGUUGUUAAAAGUUGCUUAGCUUGUUGACGUUUUUAGUCAAAGGUCUUCCCACAAUAAAAGCACUUGUUAUAUAAACGGCAAAUUUAGUACAACAACAAAAACACGCUCGACGUGUUUGAAAAGUCUUAUCUUUCUCUCUUCUUUUGUUUCUUCCGCCAUUUUCGCUUUUUUGCUCUUCACUUUCAGAACAUGUGCACAAGAAGAACAUAGAGGCAUUACACAUAUAAAUAAAAUCCUUCAAAAAUUAGUCCAUCAUGGUUUCAUACACUGACUUAGAGCAAGGUGUAGUUGGAGAUGUCAAUCAGCAGAAACUGCACAAAUCAUCUGAAGCCGGCGAAAUUAAUGAAGUAGGCAUGAUGGCUAAGGAUCAAGAUCUUCCUGCACCAGCAGCAACAGGCACUCAGCAAAAGGAAAGGAAAAGAUAUAAUCCUAAAAUUCGAGUUCAGUCGAUGGGACUUUCACCUAUGAUUGUACCUUUGUCUGCAAGGGAAGGUCAAAAUGAGGUUGCUGCAAGAUUUGAGGCCCAUGUUAAGGAAUUAGUAGAGAAUUUGAAAAGUACAACAAUCGAGACUGUAAGGGAAGCCACCUGUGAGCUCCGGAUUUUAGCCAAGGAAUUGGAUAACCAAAUCUUGAUAGCGAGUUGUGGGGCUAUUAGCCCUUUGGUUGACCUCCUUUGUAGUUCAGAUAUGAAAACUCAAGAAAACGCGGUCACAGCUGUUCUGAACUUGUCUAUCAGUAACAACAAUAAGAUCAGCAUUGUCAAAGCUGAGGCAAUUGAGCCUUUGAUUCAUGUCCUUCAGACUGGGACAUCUGAUGCUCGGGAAAAUGCAGCUGCAACUCUUUAUAGUUUAUCUGUUUUCGAAGAGAAUAAGAUUAGGAUAGGGAAUUCAGGAGCUAUUGAUGCUUUGGUGGAUUUGUUAGGGAAUGGAACACCCCGUGGUAGGAAGGACGCUGCCACUGCUUUGUUCUACCUGUCUACAUGUACUGAUAAUCGGCUUACAAUAGUGAAAUCAGGUGCUGUAAAACAUCUGAUAGACUUGAUGGAUCCUGCAACUGGGAUGGUCGACAGGGCAGUGGUUGUGUUAGCAAAUCUUGCCUCGGGUCCUGAAGGAAGAAAGGCUAUAGCCGAAGCAGGGGGGAUAUCUCUUCUUGUUGAGGCGAUUGAGCUAGGUUCACCCAGGGGAAAAGAGAAUGCUGCUGCAGCACUUGUGCAUUUUUGUGCAGACAGUAAUAGAUACUGCAGAAGGGUGUUAGAAGAAGGAGCUGUGCCACCUUUAGUAAUCUUGUCCAUGUCCGGAACCUCAAGGGCCAAAGAAAAGGCUAACAGGGUUCUGCAGCAUUUGAGAAACCUAAAAGCAGCUUAUAAUGCCAGAGCAGGCGGAUUGUAUACCUGAAAUUUCGCAAUGUCGUCUGUGGUAACUUUAUUUUAAUAAUCAGUUGAGAAAUAUAUAGUAUAAAAUUAGUUCUUCUGAAUUGUUCGUUCUUCUGUGAAUAUUGUGUAAAAGAUAAGGUAUACGAAGUAUUUGCCUUGAUAAUUGGGCAACUAACAGGAUGUAAAUUGUUCUGUUAGGUCAAGUUGGACAAGUAAGAGCAUCUUUGACAUUUCGCCUCCUAUUAUCUGCUUAACUGUAGUAGACAA
Messenger RNA from Chenopodium quinoa (quinoa), 1651 nucleotides. Its product is annotated as U-box domain-containing protein 4-like. Gene Ontology annotation, molecular function: protein binding. NCBI's taxonomy places the organism in Eukaryota, Viridiplantae, Streptophyta, Magnoliopsida, Caryophyllales, Amaranthaceae. The coding region runs from base 267 to 1406 and encodes 379 amino acids. The transcript is spliced from 3 exons. Gene Ontology annotation, cellular component: nucleus; cytoplasm. The record is from RefSeq and is a predicted model, not a curated record.